Messenger RNA from Lichtheimia ornata, 2091 nucleotides. RefSeq lists its product as uncharacterized. NCBI's taxonomy places the organism in Eukaryota, Fungi, Mucoromycota, Mucoromycetes, Mucorales, Lichtheimiaceae. Bases 1 to 2091 code for a protein of 696 amino acids. The transcript has 10 exons. The record is from RefSeq and is a predicted model, not a curated record.
AUGGAUGAAGAAUGUUUCGCAGGAGGGUCACGUAAACGGCACACCGGCACCGACACAUAUGCUGGCACCCCAACCAAACGCAAACGUCAAUCCAUGAACAAGUAUGAAAGCGACGCCAAAGCUCAUCCAUCGAAAGGCACCUUGUCCGCUCUUGAUCAGAAAGUUGCAUCUCUAGCUUUCGACUUGAAUCUUUCCAGUGCUGAAUACCAAAGGAUCGUUGAGCUGGUACAAUUUACACUCGAUGACCAACAACCAUCAGAUGCCCGGUCGCUUUCGGUUGACACGUUGCAAAAGCUCAAAGGAAAAUUACGUCGAGAAGCUGACCCGUGCUCCAUACUGCCAUUUACUCAUGUGGACAUUGAUCCUACGCAUGUCCCAGAUUUUCCACUGGAUCAUCUUGAUGAAUUCAACAGCAAUAUCGGACCACUAUCGCUAGAGUAUCGAGACAUCCGUGACCUAUGCGAGCAUCUAUUCUCUCAUCCAGCAUUUGCCGAUACAAUGAUUUUGCAACCGAAAACGUAUACAAGGAAUGAAGAACGUGUUUACAAAGGACUUGAUUCAGGGGAAUGGUGGAACAAGCUUCAGAAUGCUUUUUGGGAGGUACCUCUUUUCGAUAUUUACAAUUCGCUUGCCGUGGACGACCUCCAUCAACUCGGUGGAGUAUACAAACAUCUUCUUCAAUGCAUGGAGACGUCAAUGACUGAAACAAGUGAUGGCAAAAUGAAAAUGGCAAUGAUCAAUGAAAGAGCAAAGAAGCUUCCACCAUUUGAAAACCUGAGACGGUUCAGCAGCGGUUUCCUAUUAAGUUCAUUGAAAAACCCAACGUAUACCGAGAUGCGCGAUCAUAUGGGGAUUCUUAUGUGUCUUGUUCAUGAUGUGAUACCUCUGCAGAUGGCACUUACUUUUCGACAUUUUAUUGACUUCUAUUGGCAAGCUACUGCGAAAGAGCAUUCAGAAAGCACGCUCAAGGAUAUGGAUCAAUCUUUGAUGAAUUACUACAAAUACAGCGCGAUUAUGGAAAAAUACUCCAAGUGUGGUAUGAAGUUUCCGAAGAAUCAUUCCCUGCUCAAAUAUGCCAAUGAUAUAACGCAAUAUGGUGUCAUCUCAAAUUUCAGUACAACUCAUUCCGAACGGCAGCAUCAAUGUGAUUCGAAAGAUCCCGCAAAGCAUCUCAACCAUGCACAAGGUACCGCCACGAAGCAGAUGAGCGAUUACAUUUAUCAUCGCGACUUGUUGGAUGAUGAAUACUAUUCUCCAGAAGCAAUCACACCAGCUAAAAUUUGGCCGCCGGAACCAAUUCACAAGCUUUCUUCAAAAGUAUUCAACAAACCUGUCAGCAUUUCUGAAUUGGCCAAGAUGAGACCCGCUUGCCUCCACCUUGAGCAUUUGAUUAUGGUAUACCUUGUAAGUCAUCCUUGCCAGCAUACUACUACAGAUAUCAAUGAUAUGAGAAACGAUUUUGAGAAGAUGAUUGACAUAUAUCAGCAACUGACGAUCGAGGAGGGUGACGAGGAUGGCGGGUAUUGCAAAAGUGUUGUUCGAGCCCACCCAUCUUUUUUUGGAAACGAGCGCUAUGAUUAUGUACAAGUGGAUCGAGGCGGUAUCGGACAAGCAUUGAUGUUUUUCAAGCUCAAAUUGCUUAAUGGAAAAGACGAUCAAGACGAAAUUGUUGAGCUAUGUUUGCUGAAGUGGAUCAAAACUGCAUUUGUUGCCCAUGCAAGCGGAUUACAAGCCUUGAAGCCCAGUUGCAAUGUUGAUAUCAUGUCUGUCGACUCGAUCCUACGUCCAAUACAUGUCGUCCCUGAUUUCUCCACAGCUUACACAUCCGAGGAUGGAUCCGAGUCAUAUGGCCAAUACUUAAAAAACCAUGACGUGAACAGGUUUGAGUGGUCUCUUGGCACAGGUCGUUUGUUGUCAAUCGAGGAAGAAGAUUUUGUUGAUUGGGAAGAAGACAAGGAUAUUACAAAGAGGGUUUUGCAAGACAUGUUUAUCAUGCGAGAAGAUGAUCUUAGUGACGAAACCGAUGAAGACUAUAUUGACGAAGAGGAUUCUGAUUUUGAUGCCAGGCGGGGAUUACCGAUAGACAUGUAA